AUGGAAAUCCGUCAAUGCUGUCCCCAAGUAUUUGAGCAUCUCGAAGUCUUCGUCGAUGGUGGGAUCCGUCGCGGGACUGAUAUUUUUAAAGCUAUCUGCUUGGGAGCUAAAGCCGUAGGUAUGGGAAGGCAGUUCUUGUACAGCCUCACAUAUGGACAAGAAGGUGUGGAGCGUUUAAUUGAGAUCAUGAAAGACGAACUGGAGACCACAAUGAAGCUGUUGGGCAUUACAGACCUCUCGCAGACACAUCCCGGGCUCCUUAACACUCUUGAUGUGGAUCAUUUGAUUCCAAAAAGACUUGGGGAAUCGUACAGCGGGCCGGUAGUCAAGGCGAGAUUGUGA
Aspergillus nomiae NRRL 13137 is the source of this 342-nucleotide messenger RNA. RefSeq names its product cytochrome b2. Gene Ontology annotation, molecular function: oxidoreductase activity. The transcript is spliced from 2 exons. Bases 1 to 342 code for a protein of 113 amino acids. The record is from RefSeq and is a predicted model, not a curated record. Lineage: Eukaryota; Fungi; Ascomycota; Eurotiomycetes; Eurotiales; Aspergillaceae.